CUAAUACGACUUCAACCGGGAACACACAUCAGCAAUGGACAACAAGCUCAACUGUGAAGCCUUGAUGGAAUUCACUGGUCUAGAUCAGGAAUCGACGAUGACGCAGAUACUACCAUACCUUAGUAGUAUGAACAGCCGAGCGGAAGUGGAGGAAUACCUUGGGAGCUUGAUCGGUCAAGGGCAAAAGCAAACUAGUUUCAUUCAACGAUUCUCCGAACAACGCUUUCGGACCGAUUCGGCAAUGGCAAGAAAUCAGAAGAAGGUCGAUACAGCGUUCCCAUCAUUACAAUCAACUCACAAAUCAUCCUCAUCCAGCUUACCCACUACAUCUUCGACUACUCUGGGCAACUUUCCAAUCAAAACUCGCGGAGGACCAUCGACGAAGACACAAUCAACUCAACCAAAGAAACAACAAGCUGCUGGCUCUCAUCCAACUAAUCCGUCGGCGCUUGAUCCGAAAAUCUAUAACAAUUUCGGUAACUCGGCUAAUGUCUACCUCAAAAGCAGAGAUUCGGAUGAUUCUCAGACAAAAUCAUCGAAAAAGAGAAACCCGAAAUCGAUUCAUUCCGGCACAGUAACGCCCGAACCCAGGUUUGAAUCCACUAGUCAUCCUGAUCAAAUCCAAUCGACGGAAGAACCGGCUGCUCAGACGGAUUCCAAACCGGAUACCGCCCCAGAUAUUGAUAUCCCGAUCUCCGAACUGUCUCCAUCUACCCUGAAGGAACUAUUACAACUGAAGAUCAUCCUAGACUGCUUCGAAUCGGAAACUGCUACUCCCAAAGGAACCGCGAAAUGCUUCUGUGAGGCGAGAUCACACGGAUUACCUAUCGGUCGAUUGCCCAAACAAUGUACCAACUGUGGCCUGAUCUACUGCAAAUUGAAAGCUGCUCUAAGCUCUUGUCCCUCCUGUUCUGAACCGACUCCUCUAUCGACCAAUAACGAUUUGAGGACAAACGUCUGCGCUGAAUUUGUUGCUCAACGGAACGGAUUAAUCAAACUUGAAAUUGAGAAGUAUCAAAAACGGAUCUCGUUGGAGCUCAAAAAGGCACAAGCUCAAGAAGCUGAUCGCGCCUAUCCGAGUCUUCCCUCCUCCUCGACCCCAAGUAGAAGUCAUUCACACAACCAGCAACCAGCCUCGAACGCUAAUUCAUAUUCAAACCAACUCCAUCCUGGAGCCUCGAUCCAAAACCGAAUCAAACUUGGCUAUGGACGGCUAGCUGAAGAACAUAGUCUCAAAUCCAACAACAAACAAAGCUUACAGCAGCAGCAGCAACAACGACUAACCCCAUCUUAUUCACAUCAACCUAACACCUCUCAUACUGUCCUGAGAUUGAACUCAAGCAACGGGAAGACAAAAAUCAUCAAGACGACUAAGAAGAAUCCCCAAAAUAGCGGGACUCCUAAACAGCAAGAACUCCUGACUUUCAACCAAGUCUUCGAUCCUGAGUUUGCGGGUGAUCAAGAGCAUCAUGAUCUCGAUAAUCCUCCAUACUUAGAUACAUUUGAUGAUCUUCUGAGGCUCUCUUCUGAUCUCCAACCUUCCCUGUUUGUUGAUCAGAAACUCCCUUCCCCUCAUCAGGUCCCAGAGUAUGUUCCUGUAGAUGUUUAUCAAGUUUGAAUUUCAUAUGUUGGAUUUUAUUUUUGGAUUUGGAAGAUUUUGUAAGCCUACUUUAUUCUCAAAGCUUAUGAGAAUGCAUGUACAGUGGGUGGACUGUUAUUUUUGGAUUCCAGAGCUUCAAAGCACAAACUUGAAGUCACAAGAAUUGGUCAAGUGGUGCAGAAUAAGU
Molecule: messenger RNA, 1787 nt
Organism: Puccinia graminis f. sp. tritici CRL 75-36-700-3
Lineage: Eukaryota; Fungi; Basidiomycota; Pucciniomycetes; Pucciniales; Pucciniaceae
Exons: 2
Coding region: 35-1618 (527 amino acids)
Biological process (GO): regulation of DNA-templated transcription
Cellular component (GO): nucleus
Molecular function (GO): zinc ion binding
Source: RefSeq, a predicted model, not a curated record